Molecule: messenger RNA, 948 nt
Organism: Antrostomus carolinensis (chuck-will's-widow)
Lineage: Eukaryota; Metazoa; Chordata; Aves; Caprimulgiformes; Caprimulgidae
Gene: EIF1B
Product: eukaryotic translation initiation factor 1B
Exons: 3
Coding region: 1-333 (110 amino acids)
Biological process (GO): translational initiation
Molecular function (GO): translation initiation factor activity
Source: RefSeq, a predicted model, not a curated record
AUGAAUCUUCUUCCUCCUGCAGAUCCCUUUGCUGAUGCAACAAAGGGUGACGACUUACUCCCAGCAGGGACCGAGGAUUACAUUCACAUAAGGAUCCAGCAACGAAACGGAAGAAAGACACUAACAACUGUUCAGGGAAUUGCAGAUGAUUAUGACAAGAAGAAACUUGUGAAAGCUUUCAAAAAGAAAUUUGCCUGUAAUGGCACUGUGAUUGAGCAUCCUGAGUACGGCGAAGUUAUCCAGCUUCAAGGUGACCAGAGAAAGAACAUUUGCCAAUUCCUCUUGGAGAUUGGCAUUGUCAAGGAAGAACAACUGAAAGUUCAUGGUUUCUAAAAUACCUGUACUGUCGUGAAGAACCCUGCAAUAUUUGGUCUUACCUAGCCUGGCUCGUCUGCGAAAAAUGAAUCUUUGCAGUGAAUGGACUUCCCUGUUACCUGAACAUUUAAAAUUUGAUUCAGAUUUGCAUGACUGCAUGAAACAUGUGGUGUGUAGACUAGAAACACAUAAGAAAACUUCAGUAAGGUGGUAAUGAAGACACUUGUAAACUUUAACACAUUUCCAAUGGAAAUGUUUUAGCAAUGAUUGUUCAGUUUACUACUCUCCACCUGACUUAAAUGUGUGGGUUGUAUUAAAAUAGCGUGUGUUGUUGCUUAAAAAUAAAAGUUUAUUCAUAUAUUUUCUGUGAUAUCUGAGAUGCUUUAGCUUAAGUUUUAAACUAGUACAGCUGCCUUACUAAAGAAAGGCUAAACUGUUUUGUGGUAAGUGUAGCUCACUGCUCAUUAAAUAAAUUGGAAAAUCCACAUGAUGAAGUAUUAGCUAAUUGAUGAGUAGAUUAGCUUGAUGUGUAGCAAUAAGACUAGAGCUUUAAAGUCUUUUGUGUAGGUGUAUCUUAGUAGCAGCAUGGUAAGACAUAAAUUGUUUGCUGAGAAGUAACUGGAUCUUCUCUAA